AUGGCCGUUUAUGUUGGAUGCCGGAGUAACAUAUUCCGGUGUAGUUUCCACUCUGGAAUGCGUGGGCCAAGGCAUCACGUGAAGAUGCCAGAGUGGCUAGUGUUACGUAUAACUAGAAGAAGGCUGCUUUUCUUAAAAUUUGGAGAUUCUGACAAUUUGGCUGGCCCUGUUAUGAUGGCUGAUUCUUCAUCUUCUCAGUACAUACGUUUGGUACAGCAUUUGAUAGAAGAGUGCAUCUUAUUCAAUAUGGGCAAAGAGGAAUGCAUGGAUGCUCUCUCCAAACAUGCAAACAUCAAACCCGUCAUUACUGCCACCGUGUGGAAGGAACUAGAGAAGGAGAACAAAGAGUUCUUCGAAGCCUACAACAAGAACCGGGAGGAACGUGCAUCUGAAGCAGAGACAAGACAAAGAAUCAAAAAGAUGCUGUUGGAUUCUUCUACCAAAGACGACUCCACUGAUGAUGACUAG
Oldenlandia corymbosa var. corymbosa is the source of this 468-nucleotide messenger RNA. Lineage: Eukaryota; Viridiplantae; Streptophyta; Magnoliopsida; Gentianales; Rubiaceae. The record is from the annotation of a GenBank genome assembly.